AUGCAUUCAGCGUGCUACUGUGGCACGACUUACGAUAAACAUGGCAAAGCGGACGAGAAAGAUUGCCAUUCUAAAUGCCCCGGCGAUCCUGUGCAGAUAUGCGGUGGGCACAGCAAAUUGUCUGUAUUUAGUCUAGCGGAAAAUGUCCCACCUUUUUCUGUAUACUGCGAAAUGUACACUGAUCCAAACUAUGGUGUAACUGUUAUUGGACGAGAAAAUCACGAUGAGAUUUUAAUUGAUGGCAGCACACCUCCCACGGACGUGACAAUUGAUUACUUAGUGGAUAACAUAGACACGAUAAAGUCCGUUGUUGAGCGUUCUGCUUACUGUGCUCAAGAAAUCACUUAUAGGUGUUCCCAUGCUCAAGUUCACUACCAAGAAACACAAUACGUAUAUUGGUUUUCGGGAGAAACGCCGCAAUACUACCUUGACGGAUUCGUAGGAGACUCGUGUAGUUGCGCCGCUGAUGGAUCGUGUGCGGGCAAUUUUGAACAUCAAUGCAACUGUGAUGCCGCUGGCUACCACGAACGAUUUGACUCUGGAUUUUUACAAAACAAAACAUAUCUGCCAGUGACGAAGGUCCAUGCUGAGGGUGCUCACGCCGAUAGUGUUGGUGGGAUAACUGUCGGAGACCUGAAAUGCUGGGAGGUGUGGCCGACAUGCGCGCAACACCAAGCUGCGACAGGAGACACAAUGGUCGGUCAGUAUGUAAUUGACCCUGAUGGUUUUGGUGGCGUCGACCCGUUCGAAGUGGAGUGCCAGUUCCCGUACACACACGUACCCGUCACCGUACCCACGAACCAAGUAAAUGCGGACAACCCCGAUCAAGAAGGGCCCGGUGCCGAGUGCUUCGAUAUAGAGUAUGACCAUUGUUCAAUCGAGCAAUUACAGGCUCUAGCGGAAGCUUCUGAAUUCUGCAUGCAGUAUGCGAAGAUGGAAUGUCGAUAUGCACCGUUUGUCAACAACGGCGGAGAUCCGUACGCUUAUUGGGUUGACGGUGAUGGCACUCAACAUUCAGGAUGGGCCGGAUCGGCUGAUGGCCCGUCUUGUGCGUGUGGUGAGACAGGAACGUGCGAAGGAGGGGAGACGAUGGCGUGCCAGUGUGACAUGAACGACGACAUUCUACGCGCAGACCACGGCCUGUUCGUGAAUAAAGACGUGUUGCCCGUUGCUCAGGUCUGUAUGGGCGUGAGCGAGGAUAACGUAGACGGCGAAGACCCUGAACGAAAACUACAGAGAUAUACAUUCGAUGAUCUCGUGUGUGGUGAUGAACAAUUCGGACUUCGUAAAGACUGUGAGGACCGCCGGCUUUUUGAUUCUGCAACUGUCAGUGAGCCGUGGAUCAUCGACCCAGACUUGGACGGACCCGUGGAACCGUUCCCGGUUUACUGUGAUAUAUUGGAAUUUCCGGGCAUUGGAGUUACCAUUGUUCACCAUCAUGAUGAAGGACCCAAUGAUUUGGGUGAUGCUGAGGGCGCUAUUACGGUCGACUAUUAUCAUGCCUCUCCAGCUCAGCUGGAGGCGCUCACCAAUAAUACACAAUACUGUACGCAAUCAAUGUGGUUCACGUGCGUAGACGCCAUCUUGGAAUUGGCUGCCCCCAACGGCUGGUACGACAGAAACGGUGUUCAUAUGGUAUACUGGGCUGGCAAUACAUACGGUGUCGGUUGCGUAAAUGGAGAAUGCCAGUGCUCUGUGCUCGAUGGACAGCAACAUACCGAUGGCGGCGUCCUACUAGACGGUGCCACUCUGCCAGUGAGCCAAGUCAUCUUCCCAGACGCUGUUAGUGGUUCGACUAGGAUUUUGGAUAUCGGGCCAUUGACUUGUUUUGGGUUAUUCCGCAAUUGUCACGAAAUACUCUUGGCUGAGGCAAACACAAACCCCAAUAACGACAACACCUAUGCCGUUGAUCCUGAUCUGGCUGGCGGGGUUGAGCCGUUCAGCGUACACUGUGAUUUCACAAGUCACGUUGGGAUUGGCAUUUCGAAGGUGUGGGAGACGAGCGAGACUGCCAUCGAUGUUUCUCCUGAGACCGAUGUACCGAUCACGUAUCUUAAUGCCGACUACGAGCAAAUGCACGAGCUGGUUGUCUCAUCGCAAUUCUGCUUCCAGGAAUUGCAGUACCAAUGCCAGGCGGCCCACUUGAUUAACGAAGAUGACCAAGAUAGGGGUUCCUACUACAAAGACUAUGCGGGGAAUAUCGUGCGUGCCUGGGCGGGCGCAGAGUCUUACAUCGAUGUGGGAUGUGCCUGUGAGUUGACCGGAUCAUGUCCACCCGGUGACACCUGCCAAUGUGACGCGAUGAGGCCAGAUACGUGGUAUGAUAGCGGGCACGUGAUUGAUAGAAGUAAACUUCCGAUAUCCGAGUUACAUUUUGGUGACGUUUUUGUUGGCGGAGAGUCGUCAGCCGAAGCCGCUGUAAAAGAAUUACAGUGCGGGCCAAUACCUUUCG
Messenger RNA from Saccoglossus kowalevskii, 2452 nucleotides. RefSeq lists its product as uncharacterized. The record is from RefSeq and is a predicted model, not a curated record. Gene Ontology annotation, molecular function: calcium ion binding; protein binding. NCBI's taxonomy places the organism in Eukaryota, Metazoa, Hemichordata, Enteropneusta, Harrimaniidae.